GAGUUAUUAUAAUAAACAAGCUCAGUUACAUAUUCUUAUGAACUGAGUUGCAACACACAUUUCUGCUGGACGCGUGCAUCGUUUUUAUUGAUUUUCUCAACCACAUGCACUCCCUCCAUGAAUGAAUGGUAACGAUCCAACGUAAGCCUCCGCCCCGAACGAUAUCCGCCAUGUUGUGGCAUUGUGAGUUCUGCUGGACUUGGACGACUCACCACAGUCGCUCUACAACCUCAAGUUUCCUCACUGCAGAGUGAGGUCACCAUCAAGUUAGCUGAAGUAGAAGUGUUUUGGAGACCGAAUGAAGCAUAAACUAAGCUGUGGAUCUGCCGUCUGGAUUGACGGCAGUGCGUUCUCUAUGCAUCACGAGUCACGACGAUAGCUAAAUCAACCCGGUCCUGUUUUGCUUGUCUACGUGACGUGUUGGUUGUAGUUUGAUCGCAUUAGUGAAGGUUUUCAAAGAUGGGAAAUGAGGCGAGUCAGGAAGGUGGAGUUCCACCAGGCCAGGCCGAAGGUCAAUAUCCGCAAGGUGCCUAUCCACCAUCUCAGCAAAUGAGACCCGGUCAAUCAGGACCGGCUAUGGGAGGUCCUAUAAGACCCAUGCAAGGAGGACCGAUGGGCCCAGGUCCUAUGCAGCAGAGGAUGAUGGGUCCGAUGAGUACAGGACCUGGGCAACCUAGAUCAAUGAUGGGAGGACCGAUGGGUCCAAGUCCCGGACAACAGCGACCUUCCAUGGGUCCUAUGAGUGGGGUUUCUGGUCCACAGAGGCCUAUAAUGGGUCAAUUAGGUCCGGGACCUGGACAACAGAGACCCAUGAUGGGAGGUCCUAUGGGUCCAAGUCAGCAGAGACCGAUGAUGGGAGGACCUAUGGCACAACCAAGAACUCCUGCACCCCCUCCAGUAGAUCAACCGCCAGAUAUAGAUCUCAGUAACCUUUCGGAAGAAGAAAAGGCCAAAAUUCUUUCAGUGAUGGCGAGAGCUCAAGAUAUGGACCAAGAUUUAACCCAACAUAGAAGGCCAACCGAUCAAGUGAGACAAGAUGGCAGAACGAUGACCACUACCCAACCGGAUUUGCGUAGACAGCAAGUAAGCUUAUGUCCUAUUUGUCACGUGGCCGAAAUUACCAGCGAAACGAGCUCCAAGUGCCACGACUGUGGCAAAAUCACAUGCCAGAGAUGUGGCACUUUUAUGCCCGGCUUGGACGGAAAGCCUAAUGCUUUUAUCUAUGGUAAAUUUCAUAGUCAGUCCUUUGAACAACUUGGUAAAAAUGCAAUUGUUUGGAGGCCAACCGAUCAAGUGAGACAAGAUGGCAGAACGAUGACCACUACCCAACCGGAUUUGCGUAGACAGCAAGUAAGCUUAUGUCCUAUUUGUCACGUGGCCGAAAUUACCAGCGAAACGAGCUCCAAGUGCCACGACUGUGGCAAAAUCACAUGCCAGAGAUGUGGCACUUUUAUGCCCGGCUUGGACGGAAAGGAAGAACUUCAGUUAGAUUGGAUUGGCGGAAUAAGAGGCCAUCAUGGAUUUGCGCAGAAUGCACCAAAAGAAAACAACCAUAUGGCACAAACAGCAAAAAUACACGAACAACAGUUGAGACAACAAGAAAGAACAAGGAUGAACGGAGAUCUAGAAGCGGCCAGAUUACAACAGCAACAACAAACAUCAGUAAUACAACUUGGUGGUCGAUCCAUGGGCAUGCAACAGACUUAUUCUGGUCAGCCUAUCAUGGAACAACGAACAUCGUCUCAAAGUAUAACCGGAAGCGGAUAUUACGCGGGAACAGAUGUGAUGUCACAAGAUAAGAUGGCCGAAGCAGGACGAAGGGAGGAUGCCAAGUCACGUGAGUAUCCCGCACCUCCAGCAGUAGACUCUGUAGUUACUCAUGACGGUCAAAAUAUUGAGGGAGGCGGAGUAUCGCGCGACAAACAAAGUGGUAAUAAGCUCGAUCUCAAUGAUAAUGGAGUAGACAAGUUGGACGAAGGAUGGAGGAGGGUCGAAGAAUGCGAAGAAUACGAUGAAGAUUAUCAUAAGGUAGGGGAGAACGAAGAAGACGAAGACAGCGACGAAGAAGAACUGGAAAUAACUCCUUGCGUACUGCAAACUAUUCCUUAUUACGACAGAAGUCCUGGUGAUGUGUAUACUAUUCUCGAAGAAGACGAACCCUCCCCACCGGGGACAGAACACAAGACACUUCACGGUACCGAUCUGAAUUCGGACACAGCUUCGUCUCUGAUACGCUGGAGAGGUGUAGGUCAAGCGUAUCAGCGGACUCUUUCUUCAGGCCAGCAAAUCAUCCAGGUAUCUGUUACAGAUGAUAAAAACAGAGCUCUUUCUCAAGUUCAGCAAGUGGGUUUAGCAGGAGAUAUAGGUUAUCAAAGAGGGGUUAAUGCCACUGAUAUAUCUAAACCAGUUUCUACUUCUGCAACCAUACCAUCAACAGUACAAUCAAAGAUGGGUGUACAGCAAAGGCUAACUGGUGUAGUCCAAACUACGAAUUUUAACCAAGUUAAUAAUGUUACUACUUUAAUCACAGAUACUAAAAAAACGACUAGUAGCACUGCCAUUCCGAGGACAGUGCCUUUGAUGUCGAUUAACCAAGCUUUUCAGCAGCAGCAGCAGCAACCUCAACAGCAACAACAACAACCACAACAAACAGCUCCAACCACACAACAACAACAAAUACAGCAGCAAAGGGUGGGUCAACAAUCGCCCAAACAGAAGCCAAAUAACAUCGAUUUACAACCACAAAAGAAACAAAAAGCAAAACCCGAACCGCAAGAUUGGUCCCCAGUUACGGAUUUAUCACCGAUUAUGGAUGUCUCGCCUUCGAUUGAAGCAGCGGAACAAGAAUUAAUGGAGAAGUUUCGAAAGAAAGUAGAGGAUGAAGAUAUGGGCAGACCAAUUGUGCAGGCUAACAUACCACGUGCUACAAGCGGAACUAUAUCAGGUAUGCUAGCUGAUUUUAAUAAAGCAAUGGGUCUUUCAAGCACAUCUCCCAUUGAUGACGCUCAGGCUAGAUCAGUGGCAAUAUCUGAAUCAACAAUUCCUUCAUCCCAAAUACAAGGCAUAAUUUCUACAGAUAUACCAAUGGAUCAAAAUCAGAAUAUCAUUCAACAGCAAUAUCAGCAAUAUCAGCAACAACAGGAGCAGCAGCAACAAUGGCAACAACAGCAAUCUCAAUAUCAACAAAUACAACAGCCGCAAUGGCAACAACAACAACAGUUGAUGGCUCAGCAACAACAGCAACAGCAACAGCAGCAACAACAGCAACAACAACAGCAGCAACAAAUCCAACAACAACUUCAACAGCAACAACUUCAGCAACAAGUAUCGUCGCAGCAGUUGCAACAACAAUCUCAACAGCAGACAACACCAAGAAGGAUCCAUCGCCGUCUUCCUCAACCAACAAUGGAACAAAUGCAGGCAGCAGUUGCAAUGGCUGCUCAGGCACCACGGAGCAAACCUCAGUCUCAAAGUAGACAAACAACUACUCAAUCUCAAGGAAUUUCAGUAGCAACAACUUCGAGCAUUCCAUCUCAAAGGUCAAUAAUAUCUUCCGCUACCCCAAGGGCAGAUGUGGGUACUUCUAUCCUAAAUCAACCGCAACAAGUAACAGCUGCUCUGUCGACCGACCAAUCAUGGAUCCAGCAAUUAAGUUUGGGAGACCCGGGCAAACAGUACGUAAUCACUGGAUCCGGUACCACUGCAGCUACAAUCCUUACCUCAGCCCUUCCGAUCACAACAGUCGUAACGGCCACUGUGGCAUCCUCAUCCCUCACACCACAGCCCAAUGCCCAAUAUUUACAGGCGCAAAUACAUUCAUCAAUAAGUACGAGCCAUGAAGAUUAUGGAGCACGGGUUGGUUCUAGGACCCCAAAUAUUGGAGGAACUUCACCAGUGCCUGGAUAUGGAAAGUCAGUGACACCCGUGACACCCCAGACACCAAGUACUCCAAGGGACAAGGGCGAUUCUUCGGAUACUCUGAGUGAGGCGGAUAGCCUGAAGACUGGGAAGAUAAGGAGAAAAUUGCCACCACUACCACAAGAUCAGGAGCCAUCACCUAUACCUAGUAGGAGAGCUAAGGAUAGGAUCCGGACCUUAUCGAGUGGUGCAACGCCCUUACCUCAAUCCGAACGCACUAAAUCACCGUUUAGAACAUCUUCCCUGGAUAGCGGAGUAACUAUGAUACCUACCUGCCUCAGCGAUGUCUUGUCAACAUCACCUCGACCUAGUGCUAGUGAAAGUUAUCUUCAAAUGAUCUCAUCAACAAGACCUUCUAGCAUGACCGAAGGGUCGAGUCUGAUGGGAAGAAGAGACUUAAGCGCUCCUCAUAAUCUCUCUUCAUACUUAAGAGAUGCUAGCAGUUUAACGGGCACAAAGUUGCCGUCUUAUAUCAAGUCACUGAAGCAGCAGCUUCGUGAGGAGCUGAAAUCUGUCACUGAGGACCGCAGGAGAAUUUUGGGCAGGGACCCUUACUAUCGUCGUAGCGAAACAGAUCUGUCGUCCCUAUUGUCCCACUCUUGGCCCGAGGAUCGUUACGACACUUUUGCCUCGCAUCGAAAGAUGUUGCACAGCUCCACGCCGACGGCGCUGCUUCUGCCGACUUCAACUAGACGACAAACUUCCCCAAGAAGUUCUCCACAACCAUCUCCGAGAAGAACAAGACAUAGAAGACACGCUUCGGAUCCAAAGGUACCACUUUUCUCACCUAUCAAGGAAGAUCGUGAUUCGGAAUUUGAUCUUGGUGCAUCUUCUUAUUUGAAACCUCAAACCGGACAGCCAUUCAAGUCAUUCGAAUUCGAAUCCAUCGAUGAUAGAUUGGGAGGAGACAGUUUACUUAGAUCUUCAAGAUAUGGAGGAAGUUUAGGAAGCGGAUUAGCUAGUAAAUUCUAUCAGAGAGGUUCUUCGCUAUCCGACAUCCGAUUCGGAGAAGAUAUGGAUUCUAGGUUUCCGAUAAGAGAAAGCACUUUAAUGGAUGAUUCUGAUGAUUAUUACAGAAGAUAUGCUCGAGAACUUAUGAGGUAUCGUAGACCUAGCGAUGGUUCCCUGUAUACUCCACCCUCCUUGCGAAUGGGAUUCGAUCCAUGGGACAGAAGCAGCUCGUUCUAUAUGCUCGGCUCCGACAGGAAGAAGAGAAAAGACAGAAAGCCACGUAAGCCAAGGUCCUGGCAUCCAUCGCCUUACGUAUCGGAAGAUGAGGACGACCAGACGUCUCGGGAGAAAAGGAAGGCUAAAAUCAAGGCGGAGAUAGCGAGGCGCAGACAUCAGAUACAAGAAAAUGCUAGGCUGCACGAGGAACUGUACAAAUUGGCGAGAAUGCGAGAUGGUUCGGAAAGAAGAGCACCAUAUGGAGUUUCGUCAGCAACGUUGGACCACGUGGGUUAUGGGGAUUCACUCUCUAGAAAUAUUGCCGAAGGAUAUACAUCAACCGGAUCUAGUAGCGUACUUCAGGCCAUAGAUGAGAUUCUCAAGAGGGACGUAUAUGGGUCCUAUCCCAGAAGACUAGGCUACGAAACUUACGGCAACAAGCCUGGUUUCAUGUACACCACAGCUCCUUCCAACUAUCCAACUCCUCCACGAUCCAGGUACGACUACAGUUCUUCCACGAAGGGUUGGUAUAGCGAUUUGAUCAGUCCUUCUCCCCAGUUUCCCGACAACACAGCGGAAGACAAGAGCAUUGCGAGAAUUGCUUCUACGUUCCAGGGCACGAGAACGCCACCAGAUCUUCAUCUUUCCGUCCCGUUCGAUCCAAUGUCCGAUUUUUCACCAAUGACAACAGAUACGGAGACACCGACGGAGACAGAUCCAACUCCUGCAAUGCCACUUCUUCCCGACAUGCCUACAAGAUCGAGGAAGAUUUUGGAAGAUCUCGGGAGCUCGCCAAUAGUUAGUCAGCACAGCAGAGGGAGUAAGUACGACUUCAUUGAUUUCCUGACCAAUAACAGAAAUUUAUACGACGAUAUUGUUGGCAAUCAAGGCGAAAAUUCAUGUAAUAAAAGUAUAUAUUAUCAUUUCCUACAAGGGAAUAUUUUGUAUUUUAUUGUAGCACCAUAUGGAGUUUCGUCAGCAACGUUGGACCACGUGGGUUAUGGGGAUUCACUCUCUAGAAAUAUUGCCGAAGGAUAUACAUCAACCGGAUCUAGUAGCGUACUUCAGGCCAUAGAUGAGAUUCUCAAGAGGGACGUAUAUGGGUCCUAUCCCAGAAGACUAGGCUACGAAACUUACGGCAACAAGCCUGGUUUCAUGUACACCACAGCUCCUUCCAACUAUCCAACUCCUCCACGAUCCAGGUACGACUACAGUUCUUCCACGAAGGGUUGGUAUAGCGAUUUGAUCAGUCCUUCUCCCCAGUUUCCCGACAACACAGCGGAAGACAAGAGCAUUGCGAGAAUUGCUUCUACGUUCCAGGGCACGAGAACGCCACCAGAUCUUCAUCUUUCCGUCCCGUUCGAUCCAAUGUCCGAUUUUUCACCAAUGACAACAGAUACGGAGACACCGACGGAGACAGAUCCAACUCCUGCAAUGCCACUUCUUCCCGACAUGCCUACAAGAUCGAGGAAGAUUUUGGAAGAUCUCGGGAGCUCGCCAAUAGUUAGUCAGCACAGCAGAGGGAGUAAGUACGACUUCAUUGAUUUCCUGACCAAUAACAGAAAUUUAUACGACGAUAUUGUGUCGUUACGUCUUUCAGGCAAUGGUUUAGGUAUGAAAGUGAUUGGUGGAAAAGAAAUUCCGGGGAGCAAUGGGUUGAUAGGGGCCUACGUUGCAAGAAUAUACCCUGGGGGAGUUGUAGAAACCCUUGGAGAGGUUAAAGAAGGAGAUCAAGUCCUAGAAUGGAAUGGCAUUCAAUUGACUGGAAAGACUUACGAAGAAGUGCAACGCAUUAUAGCUUCUUCUGGAGACGAGGUUGAAAUUAUCAUUCGAAGCGAUUUCAAUAUGCUCGACCCAUAUGCAAGUUACCAACAACACGGAAGAAGUCCUAGACUUGGGCACGAUCGAGGGUCCGGUGGAUCAGGGCACAACACCGUCCGCUCCUCGCACGACGUUGGAAGGUCUGGAGGAAGUAAUCCUCAUUACGAGAGCCCAUCUAGGGGCAGCGGAAAUCCGCAUGGAACAUCGACAAGAAGCAAUCCGUCCCCAUACGAUUCAGACCGACCCAACCACGAAUAUCGCUCUUCGAGGAAUCCGAAUCCAACCUCACAUAUAGAAAGCACAUCUAAUUCGAGGUACGGUUCGAACCCUCAUCCACCUUCAAAUAACCCUGCUUGGAACAGUUCUCAUCCUCCAAACAGCAAAUCCGAUCACUUGAACGACAGCAAUAAAUACAAGUACUGGGCAGAACAUAUUACUGGAGAAAUUCAGUUACAAAUUUGUUAUGAUACCAAAGCAGCCAUUUUGUAUGUGACUAUCGUCCGAGCUCGCGAUUUGGUGACCACAAGAGAUAACAGCGGUUUGCCCGAUCCUUUUGUAAAAUGCUAUCUUUUGCCUGGAAGAUGUAUGGAAAAUCAGAGAAGAACGAGGUACUUUUCAAGAUGCAGCAAUCCAGAAUGGAAACAAACCAUGGUAUAUCCCAACAUACCACCCGAUAGUUUGAAGAAACAUCAGUUAGAAAUUAGUGUUUGGAAUUAUGAUAUAUAUAGGCCAAACGAGUUUCUUGGAGAGGUAGUACUUGACUUGUCGGGUAAAUAUUAGCAUUUCUUUUUUUCGGAUUAAAAAAAAAAUUCUAUAGUGGUGGAGAUAAAGCAAUUCUGAAAAUCAUUUGAACACUUAACGCCAAUUUAUUGACAUAGAAACGAAUUGUAUAGGUCAAUUAAUCAGAAUGUUCUGUACAGUAUUUUCACAACAAUUAUGGCAGAAAAUUGAAACGGUAUCAGUUAACAUUUGUUAUUCUGUGAUAUUACCAUGAUGUAAAUCAUGAGAUAACAGAACAGAUUUAAAACAGAAGCGAAAUAUUUUAAUUUCUUUCC
Centruroides sculpturatus (bark scorpion) is the source of this 7961-nucleotide messenger RNA. RefSeq lists its product as uncharacterized. The record is from RefSeq and is a predicted model, not a curated record. Gene Ontology annotation, cellular component: cytoskeleton of presynaptic active zone; glutamatergic synapse; GABA-ergic synapse. Gene Ontology annotation, molecular function: structural constituent of presynaptic active zone; protein binding. Gene Ontology annotation, biological process: presynaptic active zone assembly; protein localization to synapse. The coding region runs from base 460 to 7686 and encodes 2408 amino acids. Lineage: Eukaryota; Metazoa; Arthropoda; Arachnida; Scorpiones; Buthidae. The transcript is spliced from 21 exons.